Messenger RNA from Scleropages formosus (Asian bonytongue), 1902 nucleotides. RefSeq names its product peptidase M20 domain-containing protein 2-like. The transcript is spliced from 7 exons. NCBI's taxonomy places the organism in Eukaryota, Metazoa, Chordata, Actinopteri, Osteoglossiformes, Osteoglossidae. Bases 358 to 1638 code for a protein of 426 amino acids. Gene Ontology annotation, molecular function: dipeptidase activity. The record is from RefSeq and is a predicted model, not a curated record.
GACUGACAAAAACAAUUUUUGAACUUCCAGUUUUUUUGGACAGUUCCCGUAAUGGCCACAUACAGUCUCAAGUGUUUAAACUCCAUUAACCAGGAUGCAUUGCGCAAAAUCGCUAGUUCACUUAAAAGAGUCGAAGCCGGUUGGAUUCUCUCAGUCGCGAGUUUACAGGGUUUCGUGGGGUUUGUCCGGAGCCGUCCUGUCAAUGAAGGCGACAGUGAAACCGUAGUCUGGAUUGCUUAAACUACAACGACGUAAAUGCAUGCGGAGAAGGCAUUCUGAAGACUGAGAGGGGGAAACCACUUCGUUUCAGUCCCGUUUUCUGUUCGCUGGUGCCGCGCGAUCCGUACUGUCCGUGUCAUGUCCUCACCCGCUGUGGAUCACGUGUCCGCCGAGCAGCUGCAGCAGGUGAAGCAGAGCGCCGGCCGCUGCAUCGACGGAGCCGGGGAUGCCCUGUCCGUCCUGGCUUCGGAGAUCUGGAGAUGUCCGGAGCUCGCUUACCAGGAGGAGAAGGCGCACGAUGCCCUUGUGCGCUUCUUCUCGCAGCAGCCCGGCUGGAGCGUGCAGAGCCGCUACUUCUUGAACACGGCAUUCCGGGCCACGUGGGGGCCCGUGGGCGGCCGCGAGGGUGACGCCGUACUGAACGUCGGCUUCUUGUGCGAGUACGAUGCGCUGCCGGGAAUCGGACACGCGUGCGGCCACAACCUGAUUGCGGAGGUGGGCGCGGCCGCGGCGCUGGGGCUCAAGGGCGCGCUGGCAGCCCUGUCCCACUGCCCGGUUCGGGUGAAGGUGACUGUGCUCGGGACCCCAGCAGAGGAGGAAGGCGGGGGGAAGAUUGACUUGAUUCUGGCUGGGGCCUUUGAAGAGCUGGAUGUGGUGUUGAUGGCACAUCCCUCCAAGGAAGAUGCUCCCUACCUUCCAGAUGUGGCUGUGAUCGACGUGACUGUGAAAUACCACGGAAAAGCCUCCCACGCCUCUGGGUCUCCCUGGAAGGGAGUCAACGCGUUGGACGCGGCAGUCCUGGCCUACACAAACCUCUCUUUACUUCGACAGCAACUGAAGCCAGAUUGGAGAGUCCAUGGCAUCAUCAAGCAUGGUGGCGUUAAGCCCAAUAUCAUCCCCAGUUACUCUGAGCUGCUCUUCUAUCUACGCACGCCCAAGCGUCAGGACCUUCCGAGCAUUAGGGCCAAGGCGGAGAUGUGCUUCAGGUCUGCUGCCAUGGCAACCGGUUGUGAAGUUGAACUGGAAUAUGCAAAGCACGAGUAUCACAACAUUCUCCGCAACACCACCCUGGAACGCAUAUAUGAAGAAAAUGGCAAAGCUCUAGGAAUGGAGUUCAUCACCGAUGAGGAAAUUUUGAGAACAUCCUUGGGUUCAACAGACUUUGGCAACGUGAGCUUUAUCGUGCCUGGAAUCCACACGUACUUCUACAUCGGUUCUGAUGCUGAGAACCACACAGAGGAGUACACAGCAGCCGCUGGAGCAGAGAAGGCACAGUUCUAUACCCUGAGGACAGCUAAAGCUCUGGCCAUGACAGCCCUGGACGUGCUGUUCCGCCCAGAGCUGCUACAACACAUCAGGGAUGAGUUUUCGGAGGCCAAGCUGAAAGAGAAGAGUGUGAAGACAAAUGGAGGAAGCUGAGGUGGUUCAGACAUUUAUCCCUGCAGAAGGGCAUCUGCAUUCCCCUGAAUGAUAUGCAGAGUCCCGACUGUUUCAAUCAAUUUAUUUUUAUAGAGUGCUCUUCUUACGCAGUGACACAGCGCUUGAACACAGGCAUAGAGCAAAGAUACAAAUGCAUCAGACAUGGUAACAAAGACACUACAGAACUAGCGUAAUACAUAUGCUUUUAUAGAGCUAUAAGUAUGCCUACUGGCCACGGAGGAAAGGAACAAAAAUUCCCAACUG